Molecule: messenger RNA, 3531 nt
Organism: Propithecus coquereli (Coquerel's sifaka)
Lineage: Eukaryota; Metazoa; Chordata; Mammalia; Primates; Indriidae
Gene: NLRP12
Product: NLR family, pyrin domain containing 12
Exons: 10
Coding region: 108-2939 (943 amino acids)
Biological process (GO): positive regulation of MHC class I biosynthetic process; negative regulation of inflammatory response; negative regulation of canonical NF-kappaB signal transduction
Cellular component (GO): cytoplasm
Molecular function (GO): protein binding
Source: RefSeq, a predicted model, not a curated record
UCUGCCUGAGAAUGGUCCCUUGGCGGGUGUGUUGGGAUUGCCCCUCACCCUGGCCAUAGAAACUGCCUGGUCUCCAGUCCCUCCCUCUCAGGACUCACGGCGUCCCCAUGCUGCGAACCCCCGUCCGGGAUGGCCUCUGCCGUCUGUCCACCUACUUGGAAGAACUGGAGGCCGUGGAACUGAAGAAGUUCAAGUUAUACCUGGGGACCGUGACAGAGCUUGGAGAAGACAAGAUCCCUUGGGGACGAAUGGAAACAGCCGGUCCCCUGGACAUGGCCCAGCUGCUCACGGCCCAUUUCGGGACGGAGGCAGCCUGGCUGCUGGCUCUUGGCAUCUUCGAGCGGAUCAACAGGAGGGACCUGUGGGAGAGAGGACAGAGAGAGGACCUGGUGAGGGAUGCUCCACCUGGUGGCCCAUCCUCCCUUGGGAGCCAGUCAACGUGCCUUCUGGAAGUCUCUCCUGGCACACCAAGAAAAGAUCCCCGGGAGGUCUACAGGGACUCGGUGCGCAGGGCGUUCCGGCUGAUGGAAGACCGCAACGCGCGCCUGGGCGAGUGCGUCAACCUCAGCCACCGCUACACCCGGCUGCUCCUGGUGAAGGAACACUCCAGUCCCAUGCGGGCCCAGCAGAAACUCCUGGACACGGGCCGGGGACACGAGAGAAGCGUGGGACACCAGGCCAGCCCCAUCCAGAUGGAGACCCUCUUUGAGCCGGACGAGGAGCGCCCCGAGCCCCCGCGCACCGUGGUCUUGCAGGGCGCGGCGGGGAUCGGGAAGUCCAUGCUGGCGCACAAGGUGAUGCUGGACUGGGCCGACGGGAAGCUCUUCCGAGGCCGGUUUGAUUACGUCUUCUACAUCAACUGCAGGGAGAUGAACCAGGGCGCUGAGCGCAGCGCGCGGGACCUCAUCGCCGGCUGCUGGCCCGAGCCCAGCGCGCCCCUGCAGGAGCUGGUCCGGGUUCCCGAGCGCCUCCUCUUCAUCAUUGACGGCUUCGACGAGCUCAAGCCUUCUUUCCACGACCCUCAGGGGUCCUGGUGCGUCUGCUGGGAGGAGAAGCGGCCCGCGGAGCUUCUCCUUUGCAGCCUGAUCAGGAAGAAGCUGCUUCCUGAGCUGUCUUUGCUCAUCACCACGCGGCCCACGGCUUUGGAGAAGCUCCACCGCUUGCUGGACCACCCCAGGUACGUGGAGAUCCUGGGCUUCUCUGAGGCGGAGAGGAGGGAGUACUUCCACAAGUAUUUCCACAACGCCCAGCAGGCCAGCCAGGUCUUCAACUUCGUCAGGGACAACGAGCCCCUCUUCACCAUGUGCUUUGUCCCCAUGGUGUGCUGGGUGGUUUGCACCUGCCUCAAGCAGCAACUGGAGGGUGGGGGGCUUUUAAGACAGACGUCCAGGACCACCACAGCAGUGUACCUGCUCUACCUUCUGAGUCUGAUGCAGCCCAAGCCCGCGACCCCGUCCCUCCGAGGGCUGUGCUCCUUGGCCGCCGAUGGCCUCUGGAAUCAGAAGAUCCUAUUUGAGGAGCAGGACCUCCGGAAGCAUGGCCUGGAUGGGGCGGAUGUCUCUGCCUUCCUCAACAUGAACAUCUUCCAGAAGGACAUCAACUGUGAGAAGUACUACAGCUUCAUCCACUUGAGUUUCCAGGAAUUCUUUGCGGCCAUGUACUAUGUCAUGGACGGCGCGGAGCGUGGGUCAGGCCCAGACCAGAACGUGACCAGGCUGUUGGCGGAGUACGGGUUUUCAGAAAGGAGCUUCUUGGCACUCACUGUCCGCUUCCUCUUUGGACUCCUGAAUGAGGAGACGCGAAGCUGCCUGGAGAAGAGUCUCUGCUGGAAGGUCCCACCUCACAUCAAGGCGGAGUUGCUGGACUGGAUCGAAAGCAAAGCCCAGAGCGAGGGCUCCGCCCUGCAGCAGGGCUCCUUGGAGCUCUUCAGCUGUCUGUAUGAGACCCAGGAGGAGGAAUUCAUCCAGCGGGCCCUGAGCCACUUCCAAGUGGUGGUGGUCAGGGACAUUGCCUCCAAGAUGGAGCGCAUGGUCUCCUCGUUUUGUGUGAGGAACUGUAGGAGCGCCCAGGUGCUGCACUUGCGUGGGGCAGCCUACAGCACCGACGAAGACGACGGGACCAGAUGGACUCCGGGAGCCCACACGCUGUUGGCGCAUUUGAGACCAGAGAGGAACGUCCUGCUGGACACCCACGGUGAACGCCUGGCUGCGGCUUUGUGCACCAACCCCAAUCUGCUGGAGCUGGCUCUGUACCACUACGCCCUGGGAAGCCGGGCUGUGAAGCUACUCUGCCAGGGCCUCAGACACCCCAGCUGCAAACUCCAGAACCUCAGGCUGAAGAGGUGCCGCAUCUCCAGCUCUGCCUGCCAGGACCUUGCAGCCACUCUUAUAGCCAAUAAGCAUUUAAUAAGGAUGGAUCUAAGCGGCAACAACCUCGGACUUCCAGGCAUGAAACUACUUUGUGAGGGGCUCCAACAUCCCAAGUGCAGGCUGCAGAUGAUCCAGUUGAGGAAGUGUCGGCUGGAGUCUGCGGCCUGCCAGGACAUCGCUUCAGUGCUCAGCUCCAACCGACACCUGAUAGAAUUGGACCUCACAGGAAAUGCUCUGGAGGAUUCGGGCCUGAGGUGGUUGUGCCAGGGUUUGAGGCACCCGGUCUGCAGACUACGGACCUUGUGGCUCUGGCUGGACAGCUGCAGCCUCACGGCUAAGGCUGGCAAGGACCUUUCUUCCAUCCUGGGCACCAACCAGACCUUGACUGAGCUUUACCUGACCAACAACGCCCUGGGGGACACAGGUGUCCGGCUGCUAUGCAAGCGGCUGAGCCAUCCCGGCUGCCAGCUCCGAGUCCUCUGGUUAUUUGGAAUGGACCUGAACGAAACGACGCACAGUAGGUUGGCAGCGCUCCGAGGAACAAAACCUUACUUGGACAUUGGCUGCUGAGCGGCCCUGCCUGCCGGUUCCUCUCUCCAAGUCCGGACCGGGGAAGAUGGGGUCGUCGUCACCGAACGACAGAAGGACCAGGCUGCUCGUUUCCCCAGGAGACAGAUUCGUAUGCAGAUUGAGACCAAAGGUGCCUCGUGCUGGGGGUCUGAGGGACCCCCGUGUGCAGCUUUAGCUGUGAGGACGUGGCUGCACACAGAGCGCCCCGGGCGGGGCGUGACCGACUGGGAGAGGCUUGAAGGCCCCUAGGAGGAGACGCAAAAGCCAAGAUGACUACAAAGUGAGGGUCCUCGAAGGAGGGUGAUCUUGUCCUCCAAGAAACAGUUAGCGGGUCUGGAGGUAUUUUUACCAUGGGGUGGGCACCACUGCCAUCUAGCGGUAAGGACGGGGUGCUGCUCAAUGUCCCGCAAGGCACAGGACAGAUCGCCAAAGCAUCUGACCCCAAACGCCAACUGUGCCCAAAUCAAACCCUUUCCUCAAAAAGGUUAAUGGUGGGAGGUACUAGGGGGACUGAGCGUUGGGAAGAGACUCCGUGCAAGCCGGACCUUAGGAUGCUCGCGAUGCCAGCAGCCCUGGCUAGAAUCAGGCUGGG